Messenger RNA from Colossoma macropomum (tambaqui), 4487 nucleotides. RefSeq names its product leucine-rich pentatricopeptide repeat containing (gene lrpprc). Lineage: Eukaryota; Metazoa; Chordata; Actinopteri; Characiformes; Serrasalmidae. Gene Ontology annotation, molecular function: protein binding. Bases 31 to 4317 code for a protein of 1428 amino acids. The record is from RefSeq and is a predicted model, not a curated record. The transcript is spliced from 38 exons.
GUCCUUCUCCCACUCUGCUGCAGGUUAAACAUGGCUGCGCUCUUACGGUCUGCCCGGCUGCUGAAAAUCUCCCCCUGUGCCCUUCUGCCGGUGAAGGGGACACACAAGCAUGUAGCGACCGUUAGUGGCUAUUGCAGUAGAGCGGUCUGCCGAAGGGCAGCGGGGCUCAGCGGCAGUGUGAACAGUCCUUUCUCGUACAGCUCAGCGUGGCCCUGUUCAGCACUGCGUUACUAUGGUACAGCUCCAGAACAGAAAGGGGUGGUCAAAGAUGAGCCCAGCCUCGGAGUGCGCACCAAGCAAGCCCAGCAGUUUGACUGGGCUCUCGCAAAACUGGACAGCUCAGUCAGAAGGACCGGUCGAGUUACCAAAACAUUGCUUCAGCGCAUCUUUCAUGAUAUCUGUCGAACAGGCUACCCCAGUGGGAACCAGGCUCUGCUGCUGCUGAGAAGUUGCGGCUCUCUGCUUCCUGAGCUGCCCUUUGCCGAGCGCACGGAGUUAGCCCACCGUGUCUGGGAGAAGCUGCAGGAGUUGGGUGCUACCUAUGAUGUCAGCCAUUACAAUGCCCUGCUUAAGGUCUACCUCCAGAAUGAGUUCAAGUUCUCCCCCACUGACUUUCUUGCCAAGAUGGAGGCAGCCAAUGUCCAGCCCAACAGAGUGACCUAUCAGAGACUGAUUGCAGCAUAUUGUCAAGAUGGUGACAUUGAAGGUGCAAGUAAAAUCCUGGCCUUCAUGAAGAGCAAAGACCUGCCCAUCACAGAGGCUGUGUUCAACUCCCUGGUGACGGGCCAUAGUCGAGCAGGAGACAUGGAGAGUGCUGCUAACAUCCUGUCAGUGAUGAGUGGGGCAGGCAUUGAGCCAGGUCCAGACACUUACCUAGCUCUGCUCUGUGCUUAUGCUGAGAAGGGAGACCUUGCCAAAAUCAAAGAGACUCUAGAUGCAGUGGAGAACAAAGAUAUCAGUCUGAUGGACAGAGACCUGAUGCAGAUAAUGUUCAGCCUGACUAAGGCUGGCCAUCAGCAGCAUGUGCCGGAGAUAGUGGAGCGCAUGAGACAUGAGAGAGGCUAUGUACCAGAUGCGAUGAACCUGUGUUUGAGUCUGAUCACCCAGGGCUUUGAGGAUACAGCAUUUGCUGUGCUGAAAACCUUCCCUAGUCUGCAGGCAGAGUCACAGAACGGUGACAACCCAGACCUGGGCAACUUCUUCCUCCGUCACUGUGUGAACAUGGAUAAGUCGCCUGAAAAGUUGGUUCAUUUCUGUAAAGAUCUGAAGGACUCCAACUUGCACUCUUCUCCACUGCAGUUUACACUCUAUUGUGCCCUGGAUUCCAAGAAGACAGCUAUGGCAGUAGGGCUGAUGAAGACAAUGAAGGAGGAAGGCCUUCCCAUCAGGCCUCACUACUUCUGGCCACUGCUAACACAGCAUCAGAAAGACAAAAAUGCACCAGGCACUCUGGAGGUGCUGAAGGCCAUGCAGGAGCUAGAUGUUCUCCCUGAUGUUGACACUUAUUCCAACUACGUACUGCCCACCUUCCCCUCAGUGGACACUGCCCGGGCUGCUCUCAAGGGUGCUGGCUGUUCAGUGGACACUACUGGAUUUGUCUCAGCGGAGGUGCGAAAUGAGGCGGCGAGGGGAAAUCUUUCAGGGUUGCUUUCUUUGAUGUCUUCAUCCUCCUUCCCUAACAUUGACAUUGGUGCUUUCAGAGCAAGCCUGAUCGCUGGGUUCAAGGGGUCGAAUGAUGUGGAGAGCAUGACCAAGAUCACAGAGCUUCUCUAUAAUGACAGCCGGUUCAGUCAGGCAGGCACAGACAGUGCAGACAACGUGGCCUACUUUCUCUAUAACCUGUUUGACGGAAUGACCGAGACAGACGUGCAGGCUAAAGAGGAGAAGCUGAGACAGUACCUCAAUCAGCUUGGGCAAAAGAACAUCACCAUUCCUGUAAACAUCUACAGAGGAAUCAGGAACAUUCUGGACUCCUACCACGUGCCUGAGCUUAUUAAGGACGUUCUUGCUCUUGUGGAUGACAAAGAAAGCAUCAGGGCCUCGGAUGCUCCCACCCCUAGAGGUUUCGAGGACAGAGUGCUGAGUCUGGAGAAGAAGCUGGAGGAGUUGAAGUCCCAGGGAAAGCCGACUGGAGCUAUUUUCAAACAGCUGAUCAGUGCCCUCUGUGCUGAGGAGAACCUGUCUCGCGCUCUGGAGGUGAAAGCCCAGCAUGAGGAGGAGAUGACUCCCAGUUGCUAUGCUUUGCUCAUCAACCUUUGCUGUCGUCAUGACAAUCCUGAGGAGGCACUGAACCUGAAGAGAGAGUUGGCUCGUAAGGACUCUGAGGUCGCCCUGGAUGCCAACAAGUACAUGAGCUUGGUCAAAGUGCUGUCCAAACAUGGCAAGCUUGAAGAGGCAGUGGACAUUCUGAAGGAGAUGAAGGAGAAAGAUGUGCCGGUGAAGGACACCACGGUCACACUGUUAUUCCACACGCUCAACUCUGCCGCUUUAAAGGGAGACAGCACCACCAUCCGGCGCCUGCAGGACACAAUCUUCACCCUGGGCCUGGUCAGUCCCUCCAGCAAUCUCUGCUCACCGCUGGUCACUGCAUACCUGGAGAGUGGGGACUUGACAGGAGCAUUGGAAGCUACUAUGGAGAGCCAUAAACUGUACAAACAACUUCCACGAAUCCACGACAUCAUCAGUGGCCUUGUGGAGAAAGGAGAUACUGAGUUACUGCAGAAAGCCAUGGACUUCGUGAGCCAGGAGCGUGGCGAGAUGACGAUGCUGUACGACCUUUUCUUCGCUUUCAUGCAGACAGGCCGCUACAGGGAAGCACGCAAAAUCAUUGAGACUCCUGGUUUAAGAGCAAGACCUGGCAGACUGCAGUGGUUUGCAGAGAAGUGCAUUACAGGCCAGCAGAUGGAGGCUCUGGAGAACAUGGUGGAUAUGACAUCAAAGCUGUUUGAGUGCGACAGAGAUGAGAUGUACCACUACCUGCUCCGCCUCUGCAAGGACACAAAUGACUGGCGUAAGGCUGAGGCAGUGUGGACGAAGAUGCAGGAGGAGAACGUUAUUCCCAGAGAACGGACCCUGCGCUUGCUCGCUGAUAUCCUCAAGAGCAACAACCAGGAGGUUCCCUUUGAGGUGCCUGAGGUGUGGUAUGAGCAACAUGAAGCCAAAGAUAGUUCUGAGGUGGCCAGAGGGGAGAGUGCUUCCAGGGUUUCCCCUCCAAAAGAGGCUUCUGCUGCUGAGUAUCACCUCAGAGUGAUGACUCUCAGCAAGAAAGGGAAAGUCCAAGAGGCCUUUAAUAUUCUGAAGGAGGCGGACCGGAAGGGCAUGGCUUUGGGACCUGCUUCAUACGAUGCGCUCAUCAAGGCCCUGCUGGCCUCAGGCAACCUGGAGGAUGCCUUAGCAGUCAAAAACAUCGCUUCCAAACAUGUUUCAGGAUUCCAGUUGAGUGACCUGGCCAGCAACCUCCAUAUUAUUACACAAGUGAAGCAUGGAAACCUUAAAGAUGCUUUGGUUAGUCUGAAGGGAAUGCUUCAGGCUGACCAGGUACCCUCGCAGCUGGCCAUCACCCGCUUGGUCCAGGGCCUGGGUAGUCGUGGAGAUGUACAGGGCAUUCAGGAGGUGGAGAACUUGGUCAAGACAUUAGGCCCGUCCAUCAACCUGUCCAGCAUGCUGUUUGUGAACAACACUGCCCUGGCCCACAUUAAAAAUGGUGACAUUCAGAGUGCAGUGGAGGGACUGGAGUCUGUGUACACCCAGGGCUCAGAUAGUCCACAGAAAAACAUUUCCUUUGUCUUCCGUAAAGUUCUAGAAGCAAACAACGAGGGUGCCCUUGAUAAAUUGAGUGCCAUGGCUGAGCGGCUGUGUAAUCAUUUUGCCUCAUAUAGGGCUGCCACUGACCUAUUCCUGCAGUACCUGGACACGGGCAGGACAGAGGAGGCAAAGUUCCUGCUGCAGCGCUGUGCAGCAGUUGUUGAACAGAAGGAUGCAAUGAUGUCCUACAUGACCAAGAUCUCCCAGAAGUCAGGACAGGUGGCCAAGAUAAAGACUCUGAUAGAGUUGAUUCCAGAAUUCGCUGAGAAGGAGACAGUCUGUGCUUACUUGAUGAAGUGCUAUGCUCUGGAUAAGGACCUUUCCUCGGCGAAGGCUCUGUAUGAGCAGAUGCAGGCUGAGAGGCUGCAGGUAGAUGAGUUGUCUCUGAAGAGACUGGCGUCGCUUUACAAGGAUGCUGGAGAAACUGUUCCCUUUGAAGAGCCCCCGGAGACAUUCAGGUUCUACGCACAGAAACUUAAGGAAUCCAAGACCCCCAGUACUGCAGAUAACUAGAAACCUCCCUCCAUUCUUAUCUCUUCUUUUUUUUUAUGUCUGCUCAGAUCUUGUGUAAUGCUGUGAAGUUGAUUAAACUUGUUUAACUCCUGCUUAUAAUUCUGUGGAAGAUAACAUGAAACGAUGCCAUGUACAGAAGUAUUUAUGUUAAUAAACGUGUCAAACAUUCA